CUUCAGAUCUGACUUUUCUUUUUUUUUUUCGCCAGAAGAUAUUUUUCGACCCCUUCUCCACGUUCUUCUCUCUUUUAAAUACACAGCCCCUCUUCUCCCAUCUCACUCACUCACCAUCCUCACUGUAAUUUUCUCUCUUUCUCGCGUAUUUGAUUCGUAAUGGCUGGAGGUAAGAUCAAGAUCGGAAUCAACGGAUUCGGAAGAAUCGGUCGUUUGGUAGCUAGAGUUGUUCUCCAGAGGGACGAUGUUGAGCUUGUUGCUGUUAACGAUCCCUUCAUCACCACUGAGUACAUGACGUACAUGUUCAAGUACGACAGUGUCCACGGUCAAUGGAAACACCAUGAGCUCAAGGUGAAGGAUGAGAAGACUCUUCUCUUCGGUGAGAAGCCAGUCACUGUCUUCGGCAUCAGGAACCCUGAGGAUAUCCCAUGGGGUGAGGCUGGAGCUGACUUCGUUGUUGAGUCUACCGGUGUUUUCACUGACAAGGACAAAGCUGCUGCUCACUUGAAGGGUGGUGCCAAGAAGGUUGUCAUCUCUGCACCUAGCAAGGACGCGCCCAUGUUUGUCGUUGGUGUCAACGAGCACGAGUACAAGUCCGACCUUGACAUUGUCUCCAACGCUAGUUGCACCACUAACUGCCUUGCUCCCCUUGCCAAGGUUAUCAACGACAGGUUCGGCAUUGUUGAGGGUCUUAUGACCACCGUCCACUCCAUCACUGCUACUCAGAAGACUGUUGAUGGACCAUCAAUGAAGGACUGGAGAGGUGGAAGAGCUGCUUCAUUCAACAUCAUUCCCAGCAGCACCGGAGCUGCCAAGGCUGUCGGAAAGGUUCUUCCACAGCUUAACGGAAAGUUGACCGGAAUGUCCUUCCGUGUUCCCACCGUUGAUGUCUCAGUUGUUGACCUCACGGUUAGACUCGAGAAAGCUGCAACCUACGACGAGAUCAAGAAGGCUAUCAAGGAGGAAUCUGAAGGCAAGCUAAAGGGAAUCCUUGGAUACACCGAGGAUGAUGUCGUCUCAACUGACUUCGUUGGUGACAGCAGGUCGAGCAUUUUCGAUGCCAAGGCUGGAAUUGCAUUGAGUGACAACUUCGUGAAGCUUGUGUCGUGGUACGACAACGAAUGGGGUUACAGUACUCGUGUGGUCGACUUGAUUGUUCACAUGUCAAAGUGCUAAAUCUAAAUCUGAGAAGAUGAUCUCGAGUUUGUUGUUUUUCAAUAAAUUUUCUUGGUUUUAAAAACUCUUUUUGGGUUUUGGCUGAUCUCUCUCACUUGUAGUGAUUUGAGUCUGUAGCCCGGUUGUUUAACUGAGAGGCCCUUUACGUUUGGCUUUUGAUAUAUUGAGUUAUGGUUUUAUCAGA
Molecule: messenger RNA, 1360 nt
Organism: Brassica rapa (field mustard)
Lineage: Eukaryota; Viridiplantae; Streptophyta; Magnoliopsida; Brassicales; Brassicaceae
Product: glyceraldehyde-3-phosphate dehydrogenase, cytosolic
Biological process (GO): glucose metabolic process; glycolytic process
Cellular component (GO): cytosol
Molecular function (GO): NADP binding; NAD binding; glyceraldehyde-3-phosphate dehydrogenase (NAD+) (phosphorylating) activity
Source: RefSeq, a predicted model, not a curated record